Molecule: messenger RNA, 580 nt
Organism: Hymenoscyphus albidus
Lineage: Eukaryota; Fungi; Ascomycota; Leotiomycetes; Helotiales; Helotiaceae
Source: the annotation of a GenBank genome assembly
AUGCCAGGAACAGGCCCCACGCUCCACUGUUGCAUUGGAAAGCCGCGUCGUGCAGGCCUAGGAAGUGUUCCCCGGAACCCGUUUUAAUCCUAGCCCUAACCUUGACAAUGUUCCAGAUGAGGUGAAGUUAUCAUGGGUUUUAUCAACAAACGAAAUUUUGGGAUUGUCCGGUCAAGGAGCAAGCGGGGCGGACGAAGAAUCUGGAAUCAAUGGAGAAGAUGAUGGCAUUAUUGGCAUUUGCAAACAACCACCAGCACUUGCUGUUCGUUCGUGCUAUACUUGGUGUAAAAAGAAAUGUUGAUAUAGAAACAUGAAAGGGUUCAUUGAUGAUCUAGACCUCGACUUUGGACGAAAAGAAAACAUGGAGAUUGGCAGGUUGAUGCUCAUAAAACAACGACAAGAACUCGCCGGUUCCGCGAGUGCCGAUUGCUCCCUGGUGCCCACCAGUCGAGGGGUCAACCGCGAGCAAAACUGGCUGCCCCUCAUGGAAGCUUCGAAACUUCGAAAUGAGGUUCCAUCGGCCUUCUCAGCUUCAUUUGCAUUGUUCCCCUUUCAGACUUUUGACCGUACAACUCCGUAA